Messenger RNA from Sinocyclocheilus grahami, 4730 nucleotides. RefSeq names its product synaptopodin-2-like. The record is from RefSeq and is a predicted model, not a curated record. The coding region runs from base 55 to 4002 and encodes 1315 amino acids. Gene Ontology annotation, molecular function: actin binding. Gene Ontology annotation, cellular component: Z disc; nucleus; actin cytoskeleton. Gene Ontology annotation, biological process: positive regulation of actin filament bundle assembly. The transcript has 2 exons. Lineage: Eukaryota; Metazoa; Chordata; Actinopteri; Cypriniformes; Cyprinidae.
GUAGUCCCGCUGCCGUAGCUGGAUUGUGUGAGAAUGAUGAGCUGGUGUCAGUGAAUGGAAAGCCUUGCUCAAACCUCAAUCUCUCAGAAGCUAUUGAUCUCAUUGAGGCCUCAGCUGACUGUCUACAGCUGCUUGUCAAAAGAUGCUGUAGUCCACCUCAAGAGAGCUUUGAAAUGGUUAGUACCACUUUCCGGAUCCCUUCUCCAUCCAGGCCUCACGAGCCACAGGAACUAUACACCUCUGAGUACCAGGAUGAAGCAUAUUAUGGGGAGACAGACAGUGAUGGAGAGAAAAGAGGCCAAGUCCAAAUGCAAGCGCAUUGCUCUCCUGCUGUCGGCUCCCGCCCCCAACCCUAAUAACAAGGGGGUGUUGAUGUUUAAGAAGCAUAGACAGAGGGCCAAGAAGUAUACACUUGUAAGCUACGGUACUGGUGAGGACGAGCCAAAUUAUAAGGACGACGAAGACGACAAAGAGGAGCACACUGUUGAGUUCACUGUUCUAGCCACAAGUGAAACAGAAACUGAUGAGGAUUUCUUUACCAAUGCCUCAGGUCAGAAAAGCAUUGUGAGCUUUGAUUGGGAUACUGGAUUACUUGAGAUAGAGCGCAAGCUUGACAAGCAGCAGGAUAUGGAUGCACUACCUGAGACCAAAGGGAAAGGAGCCCUCAUGUUUGCCCAGCGCAAACAGCGCAUGGAUGACAUAGUAGAAGAACAUGAAGAGAUGAGACGUAAGGGGAUCCCUGUUGAAGCGGUGCAGGAGACUGAGACACAUAAAGCAUACCAACACACAGAUGAGCACACUUAUAUGCAUGCACAAGAGACCCAGAAUUACAUGGAUGUAAAUCUACACCAAAGCAUAUCGGCACAAAAGCAGCAACAACAACAACAACAACAACAACAACAAUAUCAUCAGUACCAAGAACAGUACUAUCAACAACAGCAGCAGCAGCAGCAUCAAGACUACCAGCAGCAGCUACAAUACCAGCAACAGCAACAUCAGUACCAACAACAGCAAGACUACCAGCAACAAAAAAUGUACCAACACAUGCAAUCAUACAAUCAGCAACAACACUGCGAACAACAGCAAGUGCAACAGUAUUCACAUCAUAUGAAUGGCAUGUUUGAUCAGCAAAUGCAGAACGAAAUGCAGCCAUUAGUCACAAACAGGAGUGUCAAACCAUUUUCAGUUCAGAAUAGAGUGGCUGCUCCAUUUUCCUCCCAAUCAAGUGCAGAUAAUCAAGAACAGUCUGGGUAUUCAUUGGGACAAGGUGAACAGAUUGCUUCCCGUGAUGAGCGUAUAUCUGUACCUGCUAUCAAGACAGGUAUCUUGCAAGAUACAAGGAUGAGGAGUGCCAAUAAACCUAUGUUCACUUUCAAGGAGUCUCCCAAGGUCUCACCUAAUCCUGCUCUGUUGAAUCUCCUUAACAAGAAAGACAAGAAGGCAGGUUUUGAGUCUUGCCCAGAAGAAGAUUAUUUAAGCUUAGGAGCUGAAGCCUGCAACUUUCUUCAGUCUCCUAAAAUGAAACACAAAAUUCCACCACCAGUUGCUCCUAAACCUCACCUUAACCCUGCUUCUUCCCCAUGGUCUACUCAACAAGAAACUAUUGACCAACCCAGUGUCCCAGCACCUGCAGAAGCUCCAGUCACAGAGGCUGAUGCUGCUCCUGCCCCUAAAAUGGGGGCCCCAACGUUGUUUGAACAAGAGCCUACAUUGGCCCCUGAAUCCCAUGAUGUUCCACACUGUCCUGAACAGCGUCCUCCAGAUAAUGCCUGGAAACAACCAGAAUCUCAAAUGGAGCUGAACCAGCAACCAGAAACCUGGAAUGAGAAACAACCCCAGCUGCAAAUGAAUUCUGAUCUUCCUGUCACACAGCCUGUUACGCAGUCAGAUCCAUCUGUUAGAUCAUGGGAUCCAACUCCAGCUCAAGGUCAUCAGCAGAUUCCAGUAAGUACUUGGGGUCCAAAUGAGGUCCAAUUGCACGUCCCAUCUCAAAACCAGUCUCAAACACAGCCACAGUGGAUGACACAGUCUCAAGGUCCUCCAGAAGUACAAUUGCAAGUGCCUUCUAAAACACAAUCCCAGCCUUGGGUAACACAGCCUCAAGCUUCACCCCCACCCAAACAUCCACCACAGCCUCAGCCCCAAAUCAAUUCUUGGGCACCAAGUUCAAAUCAGUCAACCCCACAAGCUCCAUGGUCUCAGCCACAUGAGCCGGCACAACCAUCUAUCAGUGUUUGGCAACAAGAUCAAAAUCAAGCUCAGGAACAUCCAGCUUGGACCCAAAAACAACAGUUCCAACAAUCACAGGCAAUGCCACAUUGGGCAUCACCCCCUCAGCAACAGCCACAGCCUUCUUGGGCUCAACCUCAGAGGCAGUCACAGUCCCUGGUUUCUCAGGCCAAACAGCAAGAACCAAUACAGCCAUCUGCAAAUGCAUGGACUCAGCCACAGAGUCCAAUUCAUGCACAGCCUCCAUGGGCUCAGCAGACUCAACCAACACCUCAGCCAAUAGCACCAGUGCAGCAACCCAUGAAUCCUUGGCCACCAAUGCCAGCCCAGUCCCAACCACAUCCACAGUGGGGACAAGAACCUGUUUCUCAACAACAUCCUCAACAAGUAAUGAACUCUUUUACACCUGUACAGAAUCAAAUUCAGCCUCCCUGGGCUCAGCCACUCCCACCAACUCCCGCCACUCCAUGGGCACAGAAACCACAACAGCAGGCAUCACAGCCACCUGUGAGCCAGUGGGCACCACCACAAUCUCAGUCUCAACCAGCUGUAAAUGCUUGGGCAUCCCAACACCAGCAGAGUUCAGUUGGCAGCAUUGCCCAAAAUGAAACCCAGAAAUUGCCUCCCCAACCAAACAAGCCAUGGAGUCCAACUCAGACUUCUCAGCCUACUCCUCCACGACGAAUGAAUUCAUAUAACACUGGGACAAAGGCACCAUCUCUUGUUCCAACAAGUAGUACUAUGUCACCCUCUGGUUUUGGUUCAGCAUUUGAGAUGCCGGCCUUGAGAGGGAAAGGAGCUGAACUGUUCGCCAAGAGGCAAUCUAGAAUGGAGAAGUACAUUGUGGAUUCUACCACAGUGCAGUCGAAUAAGGCAAGACCAUCUUCACCUUCUCCUUCUUUGCCACAUUCCUGGAAAUAUUCACCCAAUUGCAGGGCUCCCCCACCAUUGGCAUAUAAUCCAAUUCAUUCACCAUCAUAUCCACCGGGUGCUAUCAAGCAGCCUCCACCCUCAAGCCCUUCAACAGCAAACAAGAACAAAAACAAAGACAAGCAAAAACCUGCCCCAAAACCUCUUCAUGUCCUUGAUGUCAUGAAGCAUCAGCCCUAUCAGCUGAAUUCCUCCCUUUUUACCUAUGGCCCAGCAGCAGAGAAACUUGCUGCAGAAAAGGAGGCAGCUGAAAAGCUUGCUGCUCAAAAAGCAGCUGAAGCUCAGGCUCAAGCUCAAGCUCAAGCUGAGGCCCAGGCCCAAAUUCAAGCCCAAGCACUAGGUCCUCCAAAUCAAAACCAGCAAAUGGCAUAUAACCAAGGUCCUCCCCCUUAUGGUUUUAUGCCACAACAGGCCCAGCAACCCUACGGGAUGGCUGGUCAGUCACCUAUGCAUGAUGGCCUUUACCACCAAGCACCUCCUAAUACAUAUCAGCAUGCUCUUAAUAAUUAUCAACCACAUCCUCAACAGGUCCCAUAUCAACAAGAAUACAACCCCCAACAAGCUUACCAACAACCUCCUUUAAAUCCCUACCAACAAGCACCAAGCCCUCCAUACCAACAGCCCUCCCCACCCUCCUAUAAGACAGGUCCUAAUCCAGUAUAUCAAGCUGGACCUGCACUGGCUUACCAACCAGCCCCUAGUUCUUAUGUUGUGCCAUCUUACCCAGUAGCAGCAAGGGCUGACUCUGCCUCAGGAGGCAGUAUUAUUGCUGCUCCAAAGCCCAAAUUUUCAGCCAAGAAGAGUGCUGCCCAGGUGUGGAAGCCAAGCACUCCUGAAAAAUAGUUAUGUUAUAGUGCUUUUUUUACAGUGUUGUUACCUUAGGACAACUAAGCUAUGGUGCAGAUACUUUAUGUAGAGCAGAAACAUACUUCCAAACAGAAAUACUGUGUUACAACAGACUUUUAAAAUCUGCCAGAACAGAAAAGAAGAGGGCAUAGACAUUUCAGAAUUACAUCACAUGGGGGUUUUUUUUUACAGAAGAAUUCUCUGCCAAGUCCUUUAUACAAAUAUGUUUUUAAAGGCAUGGCCUGCUAAAGGUAAGACAAGCUCGUACUUAGCUUAGACUUAAUUUUGGUCAAAGGGAAUCAGUGUUGAUUGAGAUCGAGAAGAGAAACGAGUGCUUAAUAAUGAGGGGAAUAUUUUGAUGUGAAAAAGUGAAAGAGAGGCAUAAUGGUCUGUUAUGAGGGCUACUGAGUAACUUGAUUUGCAAUAGUACUUAAGGAUAUAAUCCUUAAAACCAAACCAAUGAUAUAUAAUCAUAUUUAAAAUUUAUAAAAGCUUAACAUGACUUCCAAAGGGCUUAUGAAGUAUCAAAUUUCAUACAAGCAAGUAUAUGAUUCAGUGGACAGACAGAAAUAAAUAUAUGAAUAUAGUUGGAAUAUGCAAGUAAACAGUGUAUUAACAAUUUCUGGCAGAGCCAAUGGUGAAAGGAGAUACUGUAUAACAGAGAUAGAGUGUAUUACGGUGGCUAUUUUAUGUAGUGAAGUUCAAUCAACUCUCACUUUCUGAGG